This is a messenger RNA of Bolinopsis microptera, 1678 nucleotides long. Its product is annotated as calumenin-A-like. Gene Ontology annotation, cellular component: endoplasmic reticulum. The transcript is spliced from 9 exons. Lineage: Eukaryota; Metazoa; Ctenophora; Tentaculata; Lobata; Bolinopsidae. Gene Ontology annotation, molecular function: calcium ion binding. The record is from RefSeq and is a predicted model, not a curated record. The coding region runs from base 8 to 805 and encodes 265 amino acids.
UUUGAGGAUGUUACUUAAAAGUACUGCAUUUCUGGCAUUAUUUGUCAUCUUGGUGAGUGGUGAAGAAAAGCACAGAGAGAACAUCGUUGAUAAAGAAAGACGCCACCACGAAAAUGAAGCAGAUGUAGAUCAUGAAGCAUUCCUGGGAAAAGAUCACGGACAUGACUACGAUGAUAUGGAUGAAGAUGAGAGCAAGGCUAAACUAGCCGCACUUUUGCCGAAAGUUGAUGCUGACGGUGAUGGUGAUAUUGAUGAAACUGAGCUGAAAAAUUGGAUCAAGUUGCAGAUCAUGGAUUACGUUCAGAAAGACGCUCAAAAUGCCCUGCCCAAUGAAGAUACUGAUAAAGACGGUGUUGUGACGUGGGAGGAAUAUGUUACAAACACAUUCGGGGAACAAUACCUCAACAGGGAGGCCGGUGAAGAUGACGGUAAAGAUGACGGUAAAGUUGACGAUGAUGAUGAUGACGAUGAAACGUACGCCAGAUACGUUAAACGAGACAAGCAGAGGUUUCAGCUGGCUGAUCAGGAUGAUGACAUGAAGCUGACAUUUGAGGAAUUCACUGCAUUCCUCCACCCUGAGGAAUUCGAACACAUGGCAGAUGUCGUGAUUGCGGAAACAAUGGAGGAUAUGGACGAGAACCAGGAUGGUAAAAUCUCACUUUCAGAAUAUGUCGGAGAAAUGGAAAACGACGAUGACGACGAUGACGACGAAGAUGGUAGAGCGAGAAAGAAGAGUUUCCAGGAAAAACAAAGACAAGGACCACGAUGGUUACCUGAGCACGGAAGAAGUAGGCUGCCUGGAUAGUGCCCUCUGAGAUAAACUACAGUCUGGAGGAGGCACAACACUGCUAGAGAAAGCGGACACUAACAAGGACGGGGUUCUGUCUUACCAGGAAGUGAUUGAGCACCACGAAGUGUUUGUUGGGUCCCAGGCUACCGACUACGGCAGGAUUCUCCAUGAGGAGCUGUAGGAGUCUCACUGAAAAAAGCUGGAGCAAUUUCAAUCAGAGAUAGUACUGUCUUUCAAACAGUAUAAGAGACACAUCUCUCUUCAAAGCUGUCUCUCUCCUCAACAGUUCAGGAGACAUGUCUUCCUCCUUGCAGACUGGUUGAUAUUACUCCACUUUAUCAUGUUGGUUAUGUAAAAGGGCUGGAGACAAUUUCUCGCUGAUUUUGAGCCAUUAGGCUAGGAGUGCUUUCUUUACGCUGCCCCCUAUUCAUUGACUAUGAUACGCUAGUUAAAUAUUAUUUAUACAGUAUAUCUUUUGCCAAAUUUAGUAUUAUAUGUAUAAAGAACUGAAAAUAGGUAAUGUUUAUUUUUUCGUAUCGGUAAUUUAGCGGUUGUCAUAUUAAUAAUACAUGUAUAUUUUUUGAUGAUAUGAUGUAAAUUUGACAUUUAUUUCACCCGAGUUUUAAAAUUAAGAGUGUGUGCGACCUAUUUUACUUUUAAACGGUUUUUGGAACGAGGAACAAUUCCAUAUUUAUUUUAAUUACCUCAUUUAUUAACCUUAUUAUUUGAACACGAUAAUUGUCAUGACCAUUGAGGAUGGUGGAGUUCAAUAUUUAUAUAGUUAUAAUUGUUUUGUUCGUGUUCUCUUUUCUAAAGGCUACCAUACGUAUUAUAAUUGGUAAUCUAUAAUGCUAAUUUAUUAAGUUUAAUUAAACGAAUAUUCCGUGA